AUGAUCAAGCUCAACCUUCUCUUUGCCGCAUUGGCGGCAUUGGCCUCUGGCGUUAGUGCCCAGAGCGUAUCUGGCGCUGCCGAGGGCUUCGCCAAAGGGGUCACUGGCGGAGGCAGCGCCACAGCCGUGUAUCCCACCACCAACGCCGAGCUCGUGUCUUAUCUUGGGGAUAGCUCAGCCCGAGUCAUUGUUCUGACCAAGACCUUCGACUUCCGCGGGACUGAAGGCACGACCACCUCGAGCACCGGAGGAUGCGCGCCAUGGGGAACUGGCUCGGCCUGUCAGCUGGCUAUCAACAAGGACAAUUGGUGCACCAACUACCAACCAAACGCUCCGACAGCUGCAGUGUCAUACGAUAAUGCCGGAGUGCUUGGGAUCACGGUGAAAUCCAACAAGAGUUUAAUUGGCUCCGGGUCGAGCGGUAUAAUCAGGGGUAAAGGUCUACGCAUUGUCAGCGGUGCAAGCAACAUCAUCAUCCAGAACAUUGCUAUUACCGACUUGAACCCCAAAUAUGUCUGGGGUGGUGAUGCUAUCACACUCAACAAUUGCGACAUGGUGUGGAUUGAUCAUGUGACGACUGCGCGCAUUGGUCGUCAACAUCUUGUUCUCGGAACCAGUGCAUCGAACCGGGUGACGGUCUCGAACUCAUACUUCAACGGACAGUCCGACUACUCGGCCACCUGUGAUGGGUAUCAUUAUUGGGGCAUUUAUCUGACUGGUUCGAACGACAUGGUUACCCUGAAGGGCAACUACAUCUACCACAUGAGUGGCCGCAGUCCCAAGGUCGAAUCCAACACCCUUCUGCAUGCGGUGAACAACUAUUGGCACGACUUCUCCGGACAUGCCUUCGAGAUUGGAUCCGGAGGCAAGGUCCUGGCCGAGGGUAACGUCUUCCAGAAUAUCCCGACGGUUCUACAAUCCAACAGCGGCCAGCUGUUUACCUCACCGGACAGCAACACCAACCAGGUCUGUUCAUCGUACUUGGGUCAUGUUUGCCAGACGAAUGGGUUCGGAAGCUCUGGAAGCUUUAGCAAGGCCGACACGGGUUUCUUGUCCAAUUUCCAGGGGAAGAAUAUCGCCUCGGCGGCGGCGUAUAGCUCCGCUCAGAGCAGCGUGCCAUCGAAUGCAGGACAGGGCAAAUUGUAAUCAGUCUGACGGGUUGAGUCUCAGGUGAUGGACCCGAGAAAGUGGCG
Molecule: messenger RNA, 1193 nt
Organism: Aspergillus steynii IBT 23096
Lineage: Eukaryota; Fungi; Ascomycota; Eurotiomycetes; Eurotiales; Aspergillaceae
Product: polysaccharide lyase family 1 protein
Exons: 7
Coding region: 1-1146 (381 amino acids)
Molecular function (GO): pectate lyase activity
Source: RefSeq, a predicted model, not a curated record